UUCAUAUGCCAUCGGUACCCCCUGAACACAAAGGAGUUUUUUUGUAAGCUUGUUUUCAUUAAUUUUAGGAAGCAAUCCAAGGUUGAUGAGUUGCUAUCAGUCAGUGAAGAUCUCUCCCGCAGAGUUAGUCAAGAAGAAAUGGCUAGUUUGAAGUUAUUACGUGUUACCAGUGAAUAUGAAAGAUUUAAACAGUCUUCAUGUCAGACCACUGAUGAGUUGCAAAGACAGAUGCAUGAAAUGAAAGUCAAUGAGGCAAGGUACAAGCAGAUAGAGGAACAGUUGAAAAGACAAUUGGAAGAAACAGAAGAGAAAAAUAAGCGUUCAAAAGAAGAAUUUGGAAGACGAUUGAUAGAAACACAGAAAAAAUUGACAUUGAAAGAAAAUGAUAUGGAAAAAUUACGGGAAAGUGCAGAGACAAAAAUGAAAGUAGCUUUGGAGGAGUUGUCAAGGCAACAGAAAGAGUUCCAGGAUCAAAUCACUGUACUUGAAGAACAAGCAAGCAGUGUGAAUGAAUCAGCAUUAGAAGAACUACAAGAGGAUGUUACCAAAUGGAAAACAUUGUUUGAAAAUCUACAGGAAAAAGUAAAGCCUUUUCAGGUACAAUUGGAUGCAUUUGCUGCUGAGAAGAAUCUCCUACUGAGUCAAAACUGUCAAGCCAAAACUGAAGUACAGCAACUAAGCACACAGUAUGCCAAAUUGCUGGGACAUCAAAAUAAUAAACAGAAAAUACAACAUGUAUUGAAACUAAAAGAAGAGAAUCUAUCACUUAAAGAGGAAGUUAUGAAGCUACGAGAGCAGACAACAAAACAGCAAAGACAACUCGGAGAAUUAGGAUAUAAACAAGACAGCAGAAAGAAAUUUAAUCCUGCCAUGGCUUUCAAACAUUCUAAAGAAAACAGCACCCCAUUGGGGGAUCAAAACACUGUCUAGGAAACCAUAUGAAUGCAUCAUGACUCUGUUGGAGAUUAUCGAUUUGAUUAAAAACUUACACACUGCAUGUUUUAAUGAAAUAUACACUUUUUAAUUAAAUGA
This is a messenger RNA of Saccoglossus kowalevskii, 1032 nucleotides long. RefSeq lists its product as uncharacterized. The record is from RefSeq and is a predicted model, not a curated record. NCBI's taxonomy places the organism in Eukaryota, Metazoa, Hemichordata, Enteropneusta, Harrimaniidae. Gene Ontology annotation, molecular function: hyaluronic acid binding. Gene Ontology annotation, cellular component: membrane.